Messenger RNA from Kuraishia capsulata CBS 1993, 816 nucleotides. RefSeq lists its product as uncharacterized. Gene Ontology annotation, cellular component: core mediator complex; mediator complex. NCBI's taxonomy places the organism in Eukaryota, Fungi, Ascomycota, Pichiomycetes, Pichiales, Pichiaceae. Gene Ontology annotation, biological process: termination of RNA polymerase II transcription; regulation of transcription by RNA polymerase II. The transcript has a single exon. Gene Ontology annotation, molecular function: transcription coregulator activity. The record is from RefSeq and is a predicted model, not a curated record. Bases 1 to 816 code for a protein of 271 amino acids.
AUGGUUCAGCAGGUUUCGUUGAUGUCCACGAUAGCUGCCUCGCAGUAUAAUCUGACUCAAUUGACGCUUAUGUCGCUGACAGGGAUGCGACCGCUAGAUCUCUCUACCCAUACUGUGACAUUGAAGCCCAAGUUCCCCUUCAAACCAGAAGUGGUGGCUGGCAAAGUCAACCAGAUAGAGCAAUAUAGGAUACGGAUGAACCGAGUAUGGGAUGCUCCUCUGUUGGAGGAGAUCGAGAAGCUGGACGAGGGAGAGAUAAAGGGCCAAUCUAUAUUCGAGACUGGUGAGAACGCGAUCAAGAACUUGCAGGAUAUAUGGACAUUGCAAGUUUCUGAGAUUCCACUUGCUGGAAAGAGAACAACCUCCUCGCAGACCAUAUACGAAAUCACGGUUUGUGAUACGGACGAUAUUUUGGGGUACCUUGACGAACUGGGGUACAUGCCCGAGACCGAGUUUUGGACUAAAGGGUCGCGGUUCUUCUACAACGACGUUAUAAUAGAGGUCUUUAAGAUAUUCCAGGGCAAACCGAAGAGCCCUCAAGCAGAAAAUGAUGAGUUUGCAAUGGAAACAGACGAGACCGGCGAAACAGAAUUAGAGGAGCUCGACAGCGCAAAGAAGUUCUUCGUCAAGGCUUGCAUUAACGUGGCGAAAAUCACAGACGUUGAUAACCUGACCAAAGCAUCAAAGCAAUUGGAAACUUUGAAGACGGAAUUGAGUGGUUUGUUUGAGUUGGAAAUGCCCAAUAGAGUGGCUAUGGACUCGAGGUUGAACUCGCGUAUCGUCUCUGCUGGCCAACAGCCGCGUUCCAGACCUUGA